Molecule: messenger RNA, 13493 nt
Organism: Coregonus sp. 'balchen'
Lineage: Eukaryota; Metazoa; Chordata; Actinopteri; Salmoniformes; Salmonidae
Source: the annotation of a GenBank genome assembly
CACAGUCACAGCAUAUUUCUGUAGACGCAUCUCCACGGAAGUACCCCACUAGAAGAACUGAACCGGUGGUCUCAUUGAAAAAGACAGCGAUAAUAAGUGGGUAUUCCUCUGAAUUUUAGGAAUAGAUAUCCCCAGCUUGACUUGUAGGUGGAGUAACUAAAGUAAUGUGAUAGCUAGCUACAUUUUGAGCUGUUACUGCUAGCUAGCUAUCUACCUACAAAAACCAAGCCCGCACUUAGCUAGCUAGCUACCUGUCAGAAAAGCUCGCUAGCUAUCAAUAUAUUUGUAAUGCGUCUCACGUUACCGUCUACCUGUAUGCUUGACAUUAUCUACUUUCAGCAAUAUGUAACUAGCUAGCUAGUAAAGUCCCCUGUAGCUCAGUUGGUAGAGCAUAGCGCUUGCAACGCCAGGGUUGUGGGUUCGUUUCCCACGGGGGGCCAGUAUGAAAAUGUAUGCACUCACUAACUGUAAGUCGCUCUGGAUAAGAGCGUCUGCUAAAUGACUAAAAUGUGAAGUGUCAGUAUGUUAAGGUACAAUCAGAAUGUUUUACAUUAUUGUUCAGUUGUGUGUGUGUCAGUGGAGGCUGCUGAGGGCAGGACGGCUCAUAAUAAUGGCCGGAACAGAGCAAAUGGAAUGGCAUCGAUACCAUUCCACUAUUCUGCUCCACCAUUAACAUGAGCCAGUCCUCCCCAAUUAAAGUGCCACCAACCUCCUGUGGUGUGUGUGUGUGUAUCAUCAUGUGAUUUAUGGGUGGGGGGUGUACACUAACAUUUCAUCAUUGGUUCAUGAUAUACACACACCUCCGAUAAGAGUCAUAAGAGUAUGAGAAAGUUAGAUAACAUUGACUAUGAGCUCAAUGAUUAUUGAGUAAGACCUUCACAGGUGCAACCUAACCUAUUUAUUAACACUGAUCAUAAGAUGUCCAUUAUCCAUAUCUUUUUCUCCAGGGAAGGUUAUGACACUUCGUCUCUCUGUGUCCCCAAGUCACAGGAACCAUGAAGCUUCGGCUGCACUUUGUGGUGGACCCCAUGGGCUGGUUCUGCAUCAGUAUGGUGUUCGCCAUCUGGCUCUACAACUCCUUCUUCGUCCCCAAGUUGGUGCUGCUUCCCCAUUUAAUUGAGGGGCAUAUCCCCUGGGCCUUGGUUGUCAGUGAGUAUCAAUCCCACAGUCCAGGUGUUGAGUUAUUUCUGCUUAAUCAAAGACUUUAACUGCUAUAGUCUUCCUGUUCCUCUCCUCCCAGGUUACUACUUAGCAUCAGCCUUCUGUAUGGCAGCACUUUUUAGAGCUUCUACAGCUGACCCUGGCAGACUCCCAGCCGACCCCCACAUCCCUCACUCAGGUAAUGUGACAUUCCACAGCCUCUGCCUCUGUGUCAUGAAUACGGAUAUAAGAUCCACUGAUAAGGUUUUUUAUAUGACAAAAGUAUAUCAUUUGACAUGGUCAGUCAUGACAUGGAGACUUUUUUUGUUACUUUGUUUCAGAGCGAGAGCAGUGGGAAAUGUGUAGCAAGUGCAACAUGAUGAGACCAAAAAGGUCCCACCACUGCAGCCGUUGUGGCCACUGUGUACGCAAAAUGGACCACCACUGUCCAUGGUAAUGUUUCAGACCUGUCUGUCACUCCCCUAGGAGAUUCAGCGAUACAGGGCAGCUCAUUGUGGGGGGAAACUGACGGUGAUAUUGUCUUUCCCCGAAUCGGCCAUGGGAGGGGGCCAACUCCACAGUAUUUACACCCCGCCCUGCACCUCUUCUCUAGCAGCACCCCCAGGAUUGCCAUUUGCCAUAUAUUGCUAAAACCAAUAGACGGUUCAUUUAAUGGUUUAUGCCUAUAUAUCUGUUUAUCCUCUUAGGAAAAUCUGCUUAAUAUUUGACUAGCUUGUAACUAGGCCUAUGAGAAGUCCUGUAAAAUGUAUAUUUUCUCCCUCUUGUCUCCUGGCAGGAUUAAUAAUUGCGUAGGGGAGGACAACCACUGGCUCUUCUUGCAGCUUUGUUUUUACACACAGGUCCUCAGUUUGUUCACCCUGGCUCUGGACUUCUGCCAGUACUAUUACUUCCAGCCCUUAACCACAUUGGACCAGGUAAAGUCAAGAAUGAAAAGUGAGGCCUUAUCAACACUGAACUAGAAUGAAUUCAAGGAAUUCAUCACCGGACAGAACCCUACAUGGCUUGGUUUCAACACUUGGUUUUAUUUGGUAAAAGCGAUCACAAGGAAGCAUUUCGUCAACGUUUUUGAUGACUUUUUUAAUUCUAAAUCAAGAUUUGACAAUUUCCUUGGAAAGUAUGUAAUCAAGAUCUCACAGAUACCUGUCUGUCAGACGCAUAAAAAACGCUCUCCCAUCUAUGCUUUGAUGAUUAAUAUUUGAAUAGAGAUGGUAUGCUGAAUGUGUGAAAGGAGGAUGGGGGUAUGUGCAUGGUGCUGUGAAGUUGACUUUGGCCUCUUCUGAUUGUUCUCUCAUAGGAGGCGUUUAUGGCACGUCAUGAGCUCGCCCUGAUACGAGUGUCUGCGAUCAUGGGUCUGGUGAUGUUUGCCGGCAUGAGCAGCCUCUUCUAUACUCAGAUGGCUGGCAUCCUGACAGUGAGUCAAAUCUCUCUACUGUCUCUCAUUACAGAUUGUGGUCAGAAAAUUGUUGUCAAGUAAAUAUUAAAGUUGUUGUUAUAUAGUGCAUUCGUAAAGUAUUCAGACCCCUUCACUUUUUCCACAUUUUGUUACGUUACAGCCUUAUUCUAAAAUAUAUAUAUAUAUAUAUAUAUAUAUAUAUAUAUAUAUAUAUAUAUACCCGGAAAUAUCACAUUUACAUGAAUAUUCAGACCCGUUACUCAGUACUUUGUUGAAGCAUCUUUGGCAGCGGUUACAGCCUCGAGUCUUCUUGGGUAUGACGCUACACGCUUGGCACACCUGUAUUUGGGGAGUUUCUCCCAUUCGUCUCUGCAGAUCUCUCAAGCUCUGUCAGGUUGGGGAGCUAUUUUCAGGUCUCUCCAGAGAUGUUCAAUCAGGUUCAAGUCCGGGCUCUGGCUGGGCCACUCAAGGACAUUCAGGGACUUGUUCCGAAGCCACUUCUGCAUUGUCUUGGCUGUGUGCUUAGGGUCGUUGUCCUGUUGGAAGGUGAACCUUCGCCCCAGUCUGAGGUCCUGAGCUCUCUGGAGCAGGUUUUCAUCAAGGAUCUCUCUGUACUUUGCGCCAUUCAUCUUUCCCUCGAACCUGACUAGUCUCCCAGUUCCUGCUGCUGAAAAGCAUCCCCACAGCAUGAUGCUGCCACAACCAUGCUUCACCGUAGGGAUGGUAUUGGCCAGGUGAUGAGCGGUGCCUGGUUUCCUCCAGAUGUGACGCUUGGCAUUCAGGCCAAAGAGUUCAAUCUUGGUUUCAACAGACCAGAGAAUCUUCUUUCUCAUGGUCUGAGAGUCCUUUAGGUGCCUUUUGGCAAACUCCAAGCGGGCUGUCACGUGCCUUUUACUGUGGAGUGGCAUCCGUCAAUGUCGGCAACCUUCCGUCCCUGCUCUGGAUCGAGCGGGGCUUCUCCAUCUGUCGGAGGCCUGCAUCCUGUGAAGCGGGGGAGUGGGCGGAUUUCCUCGUCCUUCUCGCCAGCCGUGAUUUUGGGCAGCUCCAUGGUAAGAAAUGUGACCGUUCCUGGUGCAAAAACAAUGUCCUAUCCCGGAGCUCGAGUAAAUGACAUUACUAAACUGCUCCCGAAUGUACUAAGGCAGGACAUGGAAAUCGAUUCUAUCGUAGUCCAUGUGGGUUUUAAUUACAUUAUGAAGGGCAGCUCUGAACAGUUGAAACUGGAUUUUAAAGAACUGAUUGACUCUCUGCUAGAUACUAACAAAAAAACCAUCAUAUCUGGCCCUGUGCCCUCUCUGAAUCGUGGCAUUGAACGCUUUAGCAGGAUUCUUGCUCUUCACAACUGGCUCUUGAUCCCCUGCUGAUUUUGUAUGUUUGCCCACUGACAAAGAAAUGAUCAGUCUAUAAUUUUAAUGGUAGGUUUAUUUGAACAGUGAGAGACAGAAUAACAACAAAAAAAUCCAGAAGAACGCAUGUCAAAAAUGUUAUAAAUUGAUUUGCAUUUUAAUGAGGGAAAUAAGUAUUUGACCCCUCUGCAAAACAUGACUUAGUACUUGGUGGCAAAAUCCUUGUUGGCAAUCACAGAGGUCAGACGUUUCUUGUAGUUGGCCACCAGGUUUGCACACAUCUCAGGAGGGAUUUUGUUCCACUCCUCUUUGCAGAUCUUCUCCAAGUCAUUAAGGUUUUGAGGCUGACAUUUGGCAACUCGAACCUUCAGCUCCCUCCACAGAUUUUGUUUUGGAUUAAGGUCUGGAGACUGGCUAGGCCACUCCAGGACCUUAAUGUGCUUCUUCUUGAGCCACUCCUUUGUUGCCUUGGCCGUGUGUUUUGGGUCAUUGUCAUGCUGGAAUACCCAUCCACGACCCAUUUUCAAUGCCCUGGCUGAGGGAAGGAGGUUCUCACCCAAGAUUUGACGGUACAUGGCCCCGUCCAUCGUCCCUUUAAUGCGGUGAAGUUGUCCUGUCCCCUUAGCAGAAAAACACCCCCAAAGCAUAAUGUUUCCACCUCCAUGUUUGACGGUGGGGAUGGUGUUCUUGGGGUCAUAGGCAGCAUUCCUCCUCCUCCAAACACGGCGAGUUGAGUUGAUGCCAAAGAGCUCCAUUUUGGUCUCAUCUGACCACAACACUUUCACCCAGUUCUCCUCUGAAUCAUUCAGAUGUUCAUUGGCAAACUGCAGACGGGCAUGUAUAUAUGCUUUCUUGAGCAGGGGGACCUUGCGGGCGCUGCAGGAUUUCAGUCCUUCACGGCGUAGUGUGUUACCAAUUGUUUUCUUGGUGACUGGUCCCAGCUGCCUUGAGAUCAUUGACAAGAUCCUCCCGUGUAGUUCUGGGCUGAUUCCUCACCGUUCUCAUGAUCAUUGCAACUCCACGAGGUGAGAUCUUGCAUGGAGCCCCAGGCCGAGGGAGUUAUUUUGUGUUUCUUCCAUUUGUGAAUAAUCGCACCAACUGUUGUCACCUUCUCACCAAGCUGCUUGGCGAUGGUCUUGUAGCCCAUUCCAGCCUUGUGUAGGUCUACAAUCUUGUCCCUGACAUCCUUGGAGAGCUCUUUGGUCUUGGCCAUGGUGGAGAGUUUGGAAUCUGAUUGAUUGCUUCUGUGGACAGGUGUCUUUUAUACAGGUAACAAGCUGAGAUUAGGAGCACUCCCUUUAAGAGUGUGCUCCUAAUCUCAGCUCGUUACCUGUAUAAAAGACACCUGGGAGCCAGAAAUCUUUCUGAUUGAGAGGGGGUCAAAUACUUAUUUCCCUCAUUAAAAUGCAAAUCAAUUUAUAACAUUUUUGACAUGCGUUCUUCUGGAUUUUUUUGUUGUUAUUCUGUCUCUCAUUGUUCAAAUAAACCUACGAUUAAAAUUAUAGCCUGAUCAUUUCUUUGUCAGUGGGCAAACAGUUUUUCCCUCACUGUAUGUGUAGUGUCAAGUUCUGCCAUGCUUAACUUUUUCCUCUCAUUCCUCAAACUCUGUGUGUUCAAGAGAGAGAUUACAUUUGAUUAAUACCAGCUCUGGGAAUAACCAAAUUACGUUAUUCUUUACGGGGAACAAAGAUCAUGUUUAGUGCAGUUUGCUGUUUAGUCGCUCAGAAGAAAACAUGGUGUAGCCCGUAAAUAUUGAAGGAAAAACAAAAUGGCUGUAUCCUGUCAAUAAUUUUGAUGUCAUGAUUACAGCAGCAGAUUUCUGGUUGUCUUUUGAGUUUGUUAAAGAGUACAGUAUCUUAUAUAAUCCACGUUAGCUGUUUUCUACUUCCUCAUUCAACUUUCCCUCGAAGCCUCACUAGAAUAUAACCAGGGGAGAAUCCCGCUGCAUUGAAUGUAUUAGUUCAGGGUAUUGCGUUACAUACAGCAUACUUCAUGCAUUAUGAUUGUUGGCCAUUUGCAUGAAGCACUCCAAUGAUUUGAUCUGAUUGAGAGGGGGGGGUCAAAUACUUAUUUCCCUCAUUAAAAUGCAACUCAAUUUUAACAUUUUUGACAUGCGUUUUUCUGGAUUUAUUUGUUGUUAUUCUGUCUCUCACUGUUCAAAUAAACCUACCAUUAAAAUUAUAGACUGAUCAUUUCUUUGUCAGUGGGCAAACGUACAAAAUCAGCAGGGGAUCAAAUACUUUUUUCCCUCACUGUAGCAUUGACCAAAGCACAGCUCAGCUAAUCCCUACCAUUGUGACGCAGAGUUGUCAAAAUGCUUCAGCGAAUGUACAUUACACCAGGGGUGUCGGUAGACACAAUAUAAGUAACCUAAUGUAUGUCCCUCUAACUGCCCUGAAUGCCUCUGCUGAUCCUACAGCAAUUGUAUGCAGUAAUCAUGUGUCUAAGAACCAGAUUUAUACUGUUAGCACUGAGCCGGUGUGCCCGAGGAGGAAGUCCACUCUGUGCAGCUCACCCUGCACUAACAUAAAGAACAUGACCACAUCUACCGCUGCUAAGCAUCCCAGUAAAGCAAUAAAAACAAGUAAGCAUCCCAGAAGAAAAGUGCUCAAAAUAGCACACGUUAACAUAUGUAGCAUAAGAAACAAAGUUCAUGAAAUCAAUAAUUUGCUAGUAACAGAUGACAUUCAUAUUCUGACUAUCUCUGAAACUCACUUAGAUAAUACAUUUGAUGAUACAGUGGUAGCAAUACAAAGUUAUAACAUUUACAGAAAAUAUAGGAAUGCCAAUGGUGGAGGUGUUGCUGUUUAUAUUCAGAACCACAUUCCUGUGAAGAUUAGAGAGGAUAUCAUGUUAAAUACUGUUUAAGUAAUAUGGCUACAGGUUCAUCUGCCUCACCUAAAGCCCAUUCUGGUGGGAAGCUGCUAUAGACCACCAAAUGCUAACAGUCAGUAUCUGGAUAACAUGUGUGAAAUGCUUGAUAAUGUAUGUGAUAUCAAUAGAGAGGUAUACUUUCUGGGUGAUUUUAAAUAUUGACUGGCUUUCAUCAGGCUGCCCACUCAAGAGAAAGCUUCAAACUGUAACCAGUGCCUGCAACCUUGUUCAGGUUAUCAGUCAACCUACCAGGUUAGUUAUAAACAGUACAGGAAUUAAAUCAUCAACAUGUAUUGAUCAUAUCUUUACUAAUGCUGCAGAGAUUUGUUUGAAAGCAGUAUCCAAAUCCAUUGGAUGUAGUGAUCACAAUAUAGUAGCCAUAUCUAGGAAAAGGAAAGUUCCAAAGGCUGGGCCUAAUAUUGUGUAUAAGAGGUCAUACAAUAAGUUUUGUAUUGAUUCCUAUGUUGUUGAUGUAAAGAAUAUAUGUUGGUCCUUGGUGUGUAAUGAGGAGCAAACAGACACAUUUAUGAAAUUGCUUAUUCCAGUUACUAAUAAGCAUGCACCCAUUAAGAAAAUGACUGUAAAAACUGUUAAACCCCCAUGGAUUGAUGAAGAAUUGAAAAAUGUUAUGGGUGAGAGGGAUGAGGCAAAAGGAAUGGCAAAUAAGUCUGGCUGCACAACCGAUUGGCAAACGUAUUGCAAAUUGAGAAAUCAUGUGACUAAACUGAAUAAAAAUAAUAAGAAACUACACUAUGAAACAAAGAUAAAUGACAUAAAGAAUGAUAGUAAAAAGCUUUGGAGCACCUUCAAUUAAAUCUUGGGGAAAAUGGCAAACUCAUCUCCAUCAUUCAUUGAAUCAGAUGGCUCAUUCGUCACAGAACCAACUAAUAUUGCCAACUACUUUAAUGAUUUUUUUCAUUGGCAAGAUUAGCAAACUUAAGCAUGACAUGCCAGCACCAAUUGCUGACACUACACAUCCAAGUAUAUCUGACCAAAUUAUGAAAGACAAGCAUUGUAAUUUUGAAUUCCGUAAAGUGAGUGUGGAAGAGGUGAAAUAAUUAUUGUUGUCUAUCAAAAAUGACAAGCCACCGGGGUCUGACAACUUGGAUGGAAAAUUACUGAGGAUAAUAGCGGACGAUAUUGCCACUCCUAUUUGCCAUAUUUUCAAUUUAAGCCUACUAGAAUGUGUGUGCCCCCAGGCUUGGAGGGAAGCAAAAGUCAUUCCGCUACCUAAAAAUAGUAAAGUCCCCUUUACUGGCUCAAAUAGCCGACCAAUUAGCAUGUUACCAACCCUUAGUAAACUAUUGGAAAGAAUUGUGUUUGACCAGAUACAAUGCUAUUUUAUAGUAAACAAAUGGACAACAAACUUUCAGCAUGCUUAUAGAGAAGGACAUUCAACAAGCACAGCACUUACACAAAUGACUGAUGAUUGGCUGAGAGAAAUUGAUGAUAAAAAGAUUGUGGGGGGCUGUUUUGUUAGACUUCAGUGCGGCUUUUGACAUUAUCAAUCAUAGUCUGCUUCUGGAAAAACGUAUGUGUUAUGGCUUUACUCCACCUGCUAUAUUGUGGAUACAGAGUUACCUGUCUAACAUAACACAGAGGGUGUUCUUUAAUGGAAGCCUCUCCAACAUAAUCCAGGUAGAAUCAGGAAUUCCCCAGGGCAGCUGUCUAGGCACAUUACUUUUUUCAAUCUUUACUAAUGACAUGCCACUGGCUUUGAGUAAAGCCAGAGUGUGUAUGUAUGUGGAUGACUCAACACUAUACAUGUCAGCUACUACAGCGACUGAAAUGACUGCAACAUUUAACAAAGAGUUGCAGUUAGUUUCAGAGUGGGUGGCAAGGAAUAAAUUAGUCCUAAAUAUUUCUAAAACUAAAAGCAUUGUAUUUGGUACAAAUCAUUCACUAAACCCUAAACCUCAAUUAAAUAUUGUAAUAAAUAAUGUGGAAAUUGAGCAAGUUGAGGUGACUAAACUGCUUGGAGUAACCCUGGAUUGUAAACUGUCAUGGUCAAAACAUAUUGAUACAACAGUAGCUAAGAUGGGGAGAAGUAUGUCCAUAAUAAAGCGCUGCUCUACCUUCUUAACAGCACAGCUCGGUCACCCAUGCAUACCCCACAAGACAUGCCACCAGAGGUCUCUUCACAGUCCCCAAGUCCAGAACAGACUACGGGAGGCGCACAGUACUACAUAGAGCCAUGACUACAUGGAACUCUAUUCCACAUCAAGUAACUGAUGCAAGUAGUAAAAUUAGAUUUAAAAAACACCUUAUGGGACAGCGGGGAAGCAACACAAGCAUAGGCGCAGACACAUGCAUAUACACACAUGAUAACAUACGCACUAUACACACACGUACACAUGGAUUUCUGUACUGUAGAUAUGUGGUAGUGGUGGAGUGUGGGCCUGAGGACACAAAGUGUGUGUUGUGAAUGUAUUGUAAUGUUUUUAAAAUUGUAUGAACUGCCUUCAUUUUGCUGGACCCCAGGAAGAGUAGCUGCUAAUGGGGAUCCAUAAUAAAUACAAAAACAAAUACUCUACCAUAAAGGCCUGAUUGGUGGAGUGCUGCAGAUAUUGUUGUCCUUCUGGAAGGUUCUCCCAUCUCCACAGAGGAACUCUGGAGUUCUGUCAGAGUGACCAUCGGGUUCUUGGUCAGCUCCUUGACCAAGGCCCUUCUCCCCCGAUUGCUCAGUUUGGCAGGGCAGCCAGCUCUAGGAAGAGUCUUGGUGGUUCCAAACUUCUUACAUUUAAGAAUGAUGGAGGCCACUGUGUUCUUGGGGACCUUCAAUGCUGCAGAAAUGUUUUGGUACCCUUCCCCAAAUCUGUGCCUCGACAUAUUCCUGUCUCUGAGCUAUACGGACAAUUCCUUCGACCUCAUGGCUUGGUUUUUGCUCUGACAUGCAAUGUCGACUGUGGGACCUUUAUAUAGGCAGGUGUGUGCCUUUCCAAAUCAUGUCCAAUCAAUUGAAUUUACCAUAGGUGGACUCCAAUAAAGUUGUAGAAACAUCUCAAGGAUGAUCAAUGGAAACAGGAUGCACCUGAGCUCAAUUUCGAGUCUCAUAGCAAAGGGUAUGAAUACUUAUGUAAAUAAGGUAUUUCUGUUGUUGUGUUUUUAUACAUUUGCAAACAUUUCUAAAAACCUGUUUUUGCGUUGUCAUUAUGGGAUAUUGUGUGUACAUUGAUGAGGAAAAACAUUUAUUUAAUCAAUUUUAGAAUAAGGCUGUAACGUAACAAAAUGUGGAAAAAGUGAAGGGGCCUGAAUACUUUCCGAAUGCACUGUAUGUCAAAGUAGCAUGUUAUGCACUGUUUACACUGCCAAUUUCAUGUAACCUAGGUCUUUUCAAAUUCUGAUGUAUGCCAUUCGGCCUCAGUUCCGUUCCCUGGGUAUGUGACUAGUGUCUGCACACUCAGACCAGAUUUUUACCUAUUGCUGUCGAAGUAGUUGGAAUAUUAGGAUGUGUUUGUAAACUUUACCAUGUCCUUGGCUGUCAUGACCAGAUGAGCCCUCACCUUUAACCUCUGUGAGUAGAUUGACAGGAGGUAAUGAACCAGCACCAAGGUGCAAUAGACUUAACAGCUUAAAUCUGAGCCCAGCUGAGUAAAACCAUCUGGACUGCUAAGCCUUUAUUUCCAUUACUGUCCCUGUAGGUAAACAUGGGUCCUUCUCGCAGCUUAGGAAGGCCUAGUUAGUCCCAUACUCGUCUUGUUGUUGCACAGACCUGUGAACAAGCUUAGUAACAGAUUUGCUGAUUGGCCAAAUCCCUACACCUCCAAGUCUCAAUGUAUCGAUGUACGCCACCAAAAGCUAUUGGCUAUUUUAAUACAACAAAACAUAUGGUAAGGAGGAAGGGCAACGGCAGGAUGUUGAUCAGUUGUUUGUUAUUCACAGAGAAAAUAACCUAACAGGAAUAAGUUAAGAUGAUAAGAUGUUAACAAUUGACAAUAAACGCAGAGUUGUGAUAGGUAGGCGUUUUGAUUGUUGAUUUAAACAGAUAGAGGUCCUUUUCAGAAAAUAACUUAACUUUGGAAACCUGGGCUUCUCCGCACCACAGUUGGGAAGGUGCAUUAAUGUCUCCUAAUUUGCAUGUGGUGUGUUAUCUGUUUGGUGAAUCGCUUUGUGUGUAAGGCCUCCACUUGAAGAGGUUAACCUGGCUAAGUAGUACACAUCCUGUUAAUUAAUGCAAAUAAAUGUUCCAGGGCAGUCUGUGAUCAAACAAACUACUCAAAGAUGUUAAAUGUUUAAACUAUUUCCCUCUUGUGUGACCCCCUAACAGGACACCACCACCAUUGAGAAAAUGGCUAACUUCUCAAGUAAAAUGUAAGUACCAUGGGUUUGUUCCUUUGUGCUGCCUUUGAUACAAGGGACAAGAAAAUCCUCUCAGUACUUGCAGACUUUGUUGGGCUCAGUGGACGGUCUCUUCAGUUUCCUGUUUUACUUCUCUGAAUGGAAACAAUGUGUCCAUCCAGCUAGUUGACGAAUCAUCCCAGUAUCAUUCCGUUGAAUUUGGUGUUCCACAAGGGUUAGUGUUGGGACCUCUGUUUUUCUCUUUUGGGCCCAUUCGGACUUGCAUGCUUGUGCACAUUAUUUUUACCUUUCUCUUUCACAGAGGUGGGGCUGGUGGUGGGUCAAAUAAAUCCUGGCAGCGGACACUGGCUGAGGUGUUUGGCACUACCUGGAAAGUCCUGUGGUUCAUCCCGUUGAGGAGCAGGCAACCGCUGACCUUUCCCAACCACUUCCGCACUCAUGUGUAGAUUAGUGAAGGAGUUCUGUCCCACUUCGAUCCAGACGAUAGGCUGCCAUCUCUGACAGAGAAUACACUGUGCACACUCUCAGCACCCCCCGCCUGCCUUCACCUCCCUGUUUUGUGCCAUCUAAGCUGGGUGGUAGUCUUGAUUGGCCAGUGGAUACACAGUCUUUUUGUCUUUCUCUAUAGGAUGUAGGAUUGACAGUGUCUGAACUGGGUCACAAACUUCUGCAAGAGUCGAGGACAUGCUACCAAGUGCAACCUAGUGCCCUUUAUAAUCAUUACUAGGGGCUCCAUUGUGCUCCAUUGUCCCAUUGUGGAAACCACUUUAAGGGAAAAUUGCUUUUGAGAGAAACUUUGACAAAAAGGAAAUCACUAAGAACCUCAAUUUGAUUGUAGGGCCAUGUAGACCUUCAAACCACACUAAAUACUAACCCUAACUCCGUACCCAAUUUUUCUAUAAUUUGUGCCUUCUUUUGACUUUUUGUCCAUUCAUGUGUCAUAAAUCAGCAGUGUUUCUGCUGUUAUUAUCUGGUGGGCUGGGGCCUGCUGUUACAAGAUAUAAAAUGACAUUUUUAGUCAGUCUUCCAAAUGGUUUGGAUACAUGCUUUUUACAGAAGGCUAUAUAAGUAAUUAUUUUGGGAAGAAGUUGGAUAUCAAGUGGUGGGCAAGUUGGUUUAUGGAUUUCUAUAGGGAAGAGCAGUACCAUGAUUGAACUGCAUUCCAUAAUUAUAUGGUUCAAGGGUUCCUUUGCUUUACUUUUUACACUCAUAUUUAUUUUUUAAAAAAAGAAAUGAUGAUGCUCCUACAAAAAAUAUAUACCACUAGUAACACCUUAAUUUUAACUACAUAGUAACUAACCAUGGCUAAUCUUCCAUUCACAGUGAUAAUGUAUUUUGUUCCACAUUCAUUACUAUCAAUUAGACAACAUUUCCACAGAAGUGCUGAGCUUUCACAGAUAUCCAUGAUUAAAAACAUAUCACAACGCUAGAAAGUCAUUGGUCAUCCAUUUAUAAAACACUAUGUUUGCUUGAGACUUUUUCAUACCUCCACACUUCCUAUUGCCAAAUUAUUUAACCUUACCAAUGAAGAUGAUUUGUAAAAUGUCCCAAUGGGGAGUCACCGUGAAACAAGUGGAUUGUAUCAACAUUUAUUUCAGGCUAUACCAAAUACUUGUAUUUAUAUGUAUCUGCUGUUGUACACUUGGCUGUAACAUUGUGCAUAUGCACUGAUAUAUUACCUCUAUAUUUUCUGUGCACAUUCCACAUUUUUUUCAAUAUACAUAUACUGUAGAAAUGGUCAUCAAAUGGUUAUUUCAAUGUUGUCAUCACUUGUUGAGUUUAUAAUUUUUGAUGAUUUGAAUGUAUGAUAAUAACGUUGAGUCUCCUGUACCGUAUGUAAGACCUAGUGGAGUCUCAGAACACUGUAAGUAAGUAGGCACUGAUUGAUGUUGAUUUGUUCUUAUGUUGAAUGUGGGGACAGCUGCUGUAAAUUGUCUGUCAUGUUUCUAGUUUCUCCUUUUCUGUACAUUGAUUGGUCGUAAAUGGUAGUGGACGCUGAAAUAUUUUUUUGUAAUAACAAUAGGGUCUUUAAUUUGAAUUUCCUGGUUGACAUUGUAGUAUGUUUUCUACUCCGUACUUCCUUCAUCAUAUAGGAUGCAUCAUAAAUGGGGAAUGUUAAUGUUACAAUAAUGCAAAAUACAUGUUUUUCGUUUAGACUUGAACUAUUUGUCAAUGGCACGUCACCAAAAGGAGUGCCACCAACUGUCUUAAACCAUAGAUGUAUGUACACUACAUCAACUGUUUGUCUAAAAAGGACCUUGGUGAGGCUCUGUAUCGUCAUUACAUCAACUGGUCUCCCACAGGGCUUGAUGCUAGGUCCCCUGCUGUUCUCUUGUGUAUCUUCUACACUCCCCAACCCUCUCCUUCUUAAACUCCCUCCUAACUUGAUUACAUUUACAUUUUUAGUCAUUUAGCAGACG